CGUGGCGGACUGAGGAUGCUGGACGUAGACUACGCGCAGUUUGAAGGGUCCCAAUAUGGCUAUAUGUUUCCCAGCGGCUGCAUCUAUGACCUGGACUCUUGCAAACAAGAACCCACGUUUCCUUCCUGCCUUGGAGACCCCGAGAGCUCCCCAGAGUCUUGCAUGAACUGGCUGGAGAUGCAGGAGCCUGGCUACGAAGGCUAUGAGGUGGGGCAGCUAGCCCAGCUGCAGAAUGUCCAAGUCUCCUACCUGCAUAGUUCUUACCCGCAGCUCUCCAUGGAUUCUGUCUACAGCCAGGAGGGAGUGGUACCCACGCAGAACAUGUGCCUCGCACCCAAGGAAGACUACAGCACCCAGAUCUACCUCCCCUACGAGCAGUACCCUCUUCCCAGGGAAGUGCCUAGCCCCUCGUCGGAAGAAGAGGAAUUCCACGGGGAGAGUCGGAACCUGGAGGUGUCCUCCGACAGCGACUUGGAUGAGAAUCUCUCGCCUGGUUUUGAUUCAGGCUCCCGACGGAAGUUACGCCUCUACCAGUUCCUGCUGGAGCUCCUCGAGCGCGGCGACAUGAAGGAAUGCGUGUGGUGGGUUCACCGCGACGCAGGGAUCUUCCAGUUCUCCUCGAAGCACAAGGAGCUCCUGGCGCAUCGCUGGGGACAGCAGAAGGGCAACCGCAAGAAGAUGACCUACCAGAAAAUGGCUCGGGCGCUACGCAACUACAGCAAGACAGGCGAAAUUCGCAAGGUCAAGAAGAAGCUCACCUACCAGUUUGGGACCACUCUGCUGGCGCAGUCGGCCACCUCCUAAACUCCCCCCACCAACCCGCUGCAAGAAUAUUGGGCUGGGGCCAUUAAUAAUGACUGGACCUCCAUUCUUUGCCUUCUCCAGACCACCCGCUUUCUGGUGCCUUCAACCAAAGGAUCUAGAUUGGGUGGG
This is a messenger RNA of Lacerta agilis (Sand lizard), 933 nucleotides long. RefSeq names its product Spi-B transcription factor (gene SPIB). Lineage: Eukaryota; Metazoa; Chordata; Lepidosauria; Squamata; Lacertidae. Gene Ontology annotation, biological process: cell differentiation; regulation of transcription by RNA polymerase II. Bases 16 to 804 code for a protein of 262 amino acids. The transcript has 6 exons. Gene Ontology annotation, molecular function: sequence-specific DNA binding; DNA-binding transcription factor activity, RNA polymerase II-specific. Gene Ontology annotation, cellular component: nucleus. The record is from RefSeq and is a predicted model, not a curated record.